AGGAGCCUGUCUGUCCUCUCAAGUCCUCCUAAGCUUCCGGUCUGGAAGAUAGUCGCUGCCUGCCUGUGCGCCGAACCAGCAGGUUAUCUAAGGUCCGAAUCCACUGCGCCGAUAUUUGGGGAGGGAUCCGUCGAAUCUCGCGUGUUUUUGCGAGACCAGAUCUCGUUCUAGAGGGCCGCUGUGGGGACCUUUACUCAACUCGACUGAGGUCACCGUGACCUCGCACAGAAAUCGCUCGACCGAAAGGCGAUCCACUUCGGUCGCAACUGAUUAACCAGCGAAUCUCCAAGUGGAUUCGAUCUCCUAUUAACGUCCGCCUCCGCCGACGCCAGUUACCCUCCUUCAGCCCUAUCUGAUCUCUUUGUAGUGCUUACCCGCAGUUACCAGCGCUUACCAGCAGCUACUAGCGCCACCAGCAGUUACCAGCGCUUACCAGCACCAGUUACCAGCACUUACUACCAGCAGCCGCUAAGGACACGCUUUUCUUACCAGCAGCCACUAAAGACACGCUUUCUGUACCAGCGCUUACCUCCAGAAGCCAUGGAUCGGUGCAUGAACAGAGUCAUCGCUGGUGUCGCCGUCGGCGGCGCCGUUGGCGGAGCGAUCGGAGCCAUGUAUGGGACAUAUGAAGCUUUCAGAUACAAGGUUCCAGGCCUGCUCAAGGUUCGGUAUAUAGGCCAGACCACAUUGGGAAGUGCAGCUGUAUUCGGCUUGUUUCUAGGCGCAGGAAGCCUGAUCCACUGCGGCAAAUCAUACUAAAACAGUUGGCUAAGGCAGAGCCCUGUAUGUGCCACGUCUCUUCAUAUGAUAUUGCUGUUGUAACAUGGUCCCUGGUUUUGAAGAGUUUGUCUUUCCUAAGUACUGGUAUAACUGCCCAGCCGAUGGUAUACACCGAAGAUCCC
This is a messenger RNA of Closterium sp. NIES-67, 902 nucleotides long. The record is from the annotation of a GenBank genome assembly. NCBI's taxonomy places the organism in Eukaryota, Viridiplantae, Streptophyta, Zygnematophyceae, Desmidiales, Closteriaceae.